This is a messenger RNA of Drosophila elegans, 3399 nucleotides long. RefSeq names its product toll-like receptor 10 (gene Toll-4). The record is from RefSeq and is a predicted model, not a curated record. Gene Ontology annotation, biological process: toll-like receptor signaling pathway; immune response. Gene Ontology annotation, cellular component: membrane. Lineage: Eukaryota; Metazoa; Arthropoda; Insecta; Diptera; Drosophilidae. Gene Ontology annotation, molecular function: protein binding; transmembrane signaling receptor activity.
AUGUUUAUGAAACCUUUGGACCAGACGACGGGGCACUCCAAGUUGUGAGACCUUCGUCCCAAAGUGCGGGAACGUCGCUUCAAGUGGACUUCAGACGGCCAACAGCAACAAGAACAACCAUGCAAUAACAAGGACGACCCACCAAAUUCACACCAAAAAUCAAAAAGCAAUAAUGAUGCUCGAAAUCUGAACAGCCGGGAUGGACGACCGGCAAAUGCGGGCGGUGUGAAAAGUGGGCAUUCCUUAAAUGACUGUACCAAGGGAUUGGACGGGAUAAAAGAGGAUUACUGUGAAACCUAUUGUGCUGGAACUUGUGAUAACAGGACAUGCUCAAUAUCCAACAGAAAUUUAAUCACAGAUGACUAUCAAAUAAAGUUGGUUUUAUUUAAUUUACAAUUUAUUUGGACAAAUCCAGUUUUUCAGCAGUGGAAUAUUUAUCGAGUGUCUGGUGAAACCGAUUGCGAACUAGUUAAAAUUACAGUGAGUGGAAUACCGAGUGUUGACGAUGAAAGACUUCAACCUGGCAUAAAUUAUCUUCGUCUGCUGGGCAUUAAAAAAGUUGUUGGAUACGAAAUUUACUUUCCUUCCUUAACAAUAUUUGAGAAACAAGUAGAUGAUGUAAAUGGAGCACAAAAUUUAACUUUUAAAUAUUUAAUUGAAAGUCCUGUCAUUUCUAACGUAACAAAUAACUAUAUUCAAAAGAGCAUGAACAACACAAAAAAAAUUCAAAUUCAUUAUCAAAAUACUUUCGAAAAGCCAACGUUUACUUUUGAGAAAACUAUUUUUGCUGGCAAAACGCAAAUAAACUCACUAGUUGUUACUGGGUUCAAUGUGGAAGGUCUGACAGAAGAGACAUUCGAUUACAUACAAAAUUUGGAAUGGCUAACUUUUGACAAUGUUGAUUUAGAAAAUUUCACAUUUUUGAGAUCUCCUACUCUUCGAUCAUCUUUAAAAUACUGUAUUAUGAAGCUUGACAAUGUUGUGGAUCUGAAACACUUUGACCAAUUUCCCAAACUUGAAAUCAUUGAAGUGAACAAGUAUAAAAAAUUUUCAAAUCUGACCGCUUUAUUGUGUCACACGGGUGAAAAUAAAUGUCGGUUUACAUCGGGUGUGAAUGGCAUUUCAUGCCCCACCAAAUGCAGAUGCCAAUAUAAUCGAGACACGUCACAGCUAGAAAUAAAUUGCUUGCAACUAAAUCUUAAAACAAUCCCAUCGUUACCGGUUCCUGUCACGGGAAAGUCGGUGCUGGCCUUUCAGCAGAACGAAUUGUCUCAACUACCUCAUAGGUCAUUAGCAGGCUAUAACAACUUAAAAGGUCUGGACGUCUCACAAAACCGACUAACCAGUCUCAACGUUGAACACCUGCCUGAAGCCUUAGACUACCUGAACAUAAGUUUGAAUCGAAUAAGCACCCUCAACCAAGAAAUGGUUGAAUAUCUCGGUAGCGUAAAUACUUUCAUUCAGUUUGGUAACAAAUGGAUUGCCCAUUGCGAUGAAGCCUACUUAACAGAGUUCUUUUGGUACAAAGCCAAAUUGAUACGCAUAAAAACAUCAAAAUUUGAUGCCGUUAUGGAAUUUAUGGAAGUAAAUUCGAAAGCCUCAUAUCUAGGAGAUUUUUUUGUAUAUCAGUUCGAUAAUUUAUAUUUGGAAGCGAAUGAAGACGACAUAUUGAGCACAUUUGAUUUUUCGGACAAUUACUUCACAUUGAAGAUACUGGAAGAACUGAACAAAGCAAUUUGGCUGAUAUCAGGCGAGUUUGAUGAAUAUGUGCUCCACCAUCUGAACGCCAGCUGCCCCUAUAGAUGCACUUGUUGCCUUGAACGCCCCACUGGGCAAUUCGUAAUAUAUUGCAGCAAUUUAAAUCUUGACUUUUAUCCAAGGCUGCCGAAUUUGAUUGAGUACAACACGACAUUAUUUCUGGAAGGAAAUGAAAUAAGAAAGCUUACUAAUUCCCAAAAUCUUAUCGUCAUGGGUCUUGCCUCGAUACAGAAGUUGCAUAUGUCGCAGAACUUGUUAACUGAACUUCCGCUUCAUUUGCUGCCCGAGAACAUAACAUAUCUAGAUCUAAGAAAUAAUCGCUUGAGAGCACUCGAUGAUGAUGUGGUAGACUUUCUGCGAUAUCGCGACGAAAUCACAAAGAUAGAACUAUCUGGUAACCCGUGGGAGUGCAACUGCAGGGCGAAGUCCUUUCUCUCUUUGCUGAGGGAACGUGAACCAUUGGAGUACGAAACAGUUCUUCGGCGUGUCAAUAUAACCCAGGAUAAAUGUCCCGAAGACUGCAUUUGUUGCCUCGACACUUCCAACCCCGAACUGCCGGCACUUAUCGUCGACUGCAGCGACAAAGGUCUUGGGGAGGUACCAGCACUGCCUACGCCCACAAUUGGACACACAACUCUCAUCUUUGAAAGGAAUGUUCUGAGGGUGUGGCCCUCUAGCUCGCUACCAGGAUACUCGAGCAUUUCACGAUUUUAUUUGGCCAGCAACCAACUAACCAAUGUCGAUAAUCUACCAGACAACACUGACUAUUUGGACAUUAGUUACAAUAAAUUCUCGGAACUAAGUGAUCGUGUUCAGGGCUUCCUUCAGAAGAGAAUGAAUUCUUCGCAGUUGCAGCUUGUAAUCCAUGGGAAUCCGUGGACUUGCAGUUGCGACAAAAAGGAUUUUUUAGAAUUCGUGAAGGAGCAAGCGAAAAAUAUAAGAAACACAUCAGCUGUUAAAUGCGCUGACACUGGCAAAUCCCUGAUUGAAAUCGAGGAGAUCGACAUAUGUCCCUCAGCCAUCAUCUACUAUGCAUCCCUUGGGGUCACUUUAUUAAUUCUGGCUUUAUCUAUUAACGUUUUUUUUUGCUUUAAGCAACCCAUAUUGAUCUGGUUCUACGAACACGAAAUAUGCCUAAGUCUGGCAGCCCGACGGGAACUCGACCAGGACAAGAAGUUCGAUGCCUUCCUGUCAUUCACCCACAAGGACGAAGAGCUCAUUGCCGAAUUCGUGGACCGACUGGAGAACGGAAGACACAAGUACCGGCUCUGCUUUUAUCUGCGGGACUGGCUGGUGGGCGAGUCCAUUCCCGAGUGCAUUAGCCAGUCCGUCAAGGACUCAAGGCGAAUAAUCAUCCUGAUGACGAAGAACUUCCUGAAGUCCACCUGGGGACGACUUGAGUUCAGGAUGGCUCUUCAUGCCACCUCAAGGGAUCGGUGCAAGCGCCUGAUCGUUGUCCUCUAUCCGGACGUGGAGAACUUUGAUAAUUUGGACAGCGAGUUGAAGGCCUACAUGGUCCUGAACACAUAUCUCGAGCGAAAUAAUUCGAACUUCUGGAACAAGCUGAUGUAUGCGAUGCCACACGUCAUGCUGGGACAGCGGCUACAAAGAAAUCUUUCCGUGCUUGAAACAAAAAUAUAA